GCGGAUUUGGUCCUUGGCCGAGGCGARUUCGUUUUGGAGYUGGAUGACCUGUGUCCGGGGUGUCAUGGGGGGUGGGGGUAAAGAAGUGGGGGGUGGUGAGAGAGGUGUUGUGGAUACAAGAGUUGAGGAGGUCGCCGAACACGACGCCAUGGGUCCCCAUGAGGAGAUUGUGGAGGAUGAGGUGGCUGCAGAUGAAGGGUGUGACUGGGAUGAGGACAUGCAGCCCGUAGAGGCAAUAAGCGUGGAGAUAAUGCCAGCUGAUGAAGAAGAGGGGGCUACCAUAGGCGCAGGUGAGGAUGGCGUGGAGGUGGAUGCGCUGGUAGAGGGCUCCAACUGGCACACACGGGCUGACAAGGAUGAGACAUCGGUCUGGAGGGCCGUGAAUCUAGCCUCGAUACGCUGGAGUAUGUCCAAUAUGGGGUCUGACUGGGAAGUCGGGCCGGAGCUGGUUGCCAUCUGGGUGGCCACUGAGUCGGAAGUCUGCUCUUGGGCAAAGAACGCAAGCCCUUCGCUGGUGGAGCGGGCGGGGCUCACAGAUCCCGUCGUGUGCAUGAUGUCAGGGGGUGGAGACUGUGGGGAGUGAGAACUGGGACGGGUGGGUGGCUCAGUGGUAGUAGGCGGUGCGUCAAAGCGAGCGAGUCGGUUUGCGGCGCGAGUGUCUCGGGCGCGAUUUUGAAGUGCUCUCUGAUGAGGAUCACGGGGAGCCAGGUUGGUACGCAGAAAGAGGAGUAAGGGACUACA
This is a messenger RNA of Chara braunii, 741 nucleotides long. Lineage: Eukaryota; Viridiplantae; Streptophyta; Charophyceae; Charales; Characeae. The record is from the annotation of a GenBank genome assembly.